GCGCUGUUUGCUGCUGCACGAUGCUACCACCUAAUGGUCGACAUACCAAGCAUAUAUGAAUACGAAUAAUAAGAAUAAUGAAGUAUAAAGAACAAACGCCUAGCAGAAAAGGAAGCAGUUUGUGCUGCUGUGCCUGCCGGCCGCCUGAGAAGCUGAUAUGGACUGGCACAUGCAGCAUGCUGCUGGCUGGCACUAUCACCAUGGCAACACUCACUAGGUCAUUCCAGAUGAGCUGUAAUAACAUCUGCCUGACCCAGUGACUUCAAGGUGCAUUCUGCACAUUAUACUUGCCUGCUAGAUAUUACUAGAAAACCAUGCCUGCACAUUCAGGGUUUGGAUUGACAUGGCCUUUGAAAAAACACCCUCUCAACCAUCCACACACAUGCUGCAUCUCCAUGGAGCUUGGAUUAAUAACACCUGAUUGUACAUGUUCGCCUUUGGCUCCCUUCAUGCAGAUUAAUGGGGUUAAUUAAAGUGAAAUAAUUUGAAAAGACAAAGAACAAACAUUGUGAGGUUGCUCUGUUGUUAAAGGGCCAGUGACUGAGGAAAAUGUGUCUGAUUUGCAAGCCCAUAAAUAAAUAAUACAUACAAGCCUAAUACAUCCAUGUGUUGAUAUUAAAGCUUUGUUAGAAAUAAAGCAAUGUUUUGGAUGUUGCAGGAUCCCUGGUGAUUCACCAACCCUUGACACAACAUUGGCCAAUGAUAUUUUUGAACACCAGUAAUGUUAGUGCACCAGUUCUCCUGCUCCCAUGUUGAGAGAACUCGGGAUAGAAGUGCAUUGUCCCCAUAUCGCAGAGCAUGUUGUCCAGAGGGGGGCGCCAAACAGCUGAAGGCAUCUGGCUUUAUUUAAACAGGGAAGGAGACAAGUUUAUGGUGACAUCCAGCAAAUUACGAAAACGAAGACUUGCCAGAAUGCUGAUUCAUUUUUGGAGUACGGCCAUAUCUAUUCAAACCCAGAUCUGAGGCUGGCGGUUCUGAUUAAUUUAAAUGGAAACAGCCCCACCGAAGGUUUCUGUAGGAGACCAAGUGCUUUCAGUGGGUGUCUGUCUUGCGUGUGUGCGUACCGGUUGUUUUUUCUGAGCCGUUGGACUGACGCACGGAUACUGCAGCAGAACUGCAGGGGCCUGGACGCUAACCUGGAGGACAUGAGGACCCAGUGGUUCCCCCACCCCUAAGCUCCAGACCCCACUGCUGCUGCACAUUCUGCUGAGCUGAGCAGAGCUCCCAGAGGCCGAUAGGAUGCUGACAGCUCGCGAUGGAGCUCGAGAUGAAGCUCAGAAGCUGCACAGGAAAUGGAUGAAGCACCAGGCCUUCAUGGCCGAACUGGCCCGUAACAAAGAAUGGCUCGCCAAGAUCGAACAGGAGGGCGAGGAGCUGAUCCAGGAACAGCCCGAGUUGCGAUCAGUAGUGGAGAUGAAGUUGAAGGAAAUCAGAGAGUGCUGGUCUCACCUGGAGAACACCACCAAAGUCAAGGCCCGCCAGCUGUUUGAAACGCAGAACCACCGCACUAUCGACCUGCCCACUAACACCCUCAGCGACCUGGACCAGCAUCUCACCGCCAUACAGGAGCAGCCGCCCACACUAGGCUCCACCCACAGCACCCAACCCACCCUCCUUCAGCCGCGCCCCACUUUCAGCCAGCAACUCCAGAGGAUACAAUCAAUGGAAGCCCAGAUGCAGCUUUAUCAAGGUGUUGGUGAAGUCAGGGCUGGUGCUGAUCACCGGAGACAAGAAAGAGAAGAGCAAGUAGGUGUGACGGAGACCCGAAUUGUGCGUCUUAUCGAGCCUCUGAAGGAAAGGAGGCGGAUACUUCUCGCCUCAAAAGAAUUGCACCAAGUCACCCAGGACCUGGAGGAUGAGAUUGUAUGGAUUCAGGAUCGGUUACUUUUGGCCUCAUCUACAGAAUAUGGGACCAAUCUGCAGAGUGUCCAACAUUUAAUCAUUAACCAUAAGGCACUGCAGACGGAGAUGCAGGCUCAGAGGGGGCGGGUCGAGGAGGUGCUGGAAAGGGCGGAGGCCAUUGCCGCCCUGCGGACCCCAGAGGUGGAGCUUGUGCGUGAAGGGGCGGGGCAUGUGAGGCAGCUGUGGGAGGUGCUCCAGGUAGAGAUGGAACGUCGCACAGUGAUGCUGGAUGCCGUGAACCAUGCCCAGCAGUACUACACCCAGGCAGCGAAGGCAGAGUCUUGGCUCAGUGGACAGAAACUUCAGGUCCUUAAUGAGGAGAAAGGAAACGCUCUGCAGAGCAGCUUUACUCAGUUCUCCACUGAGACACGUGCAGUCGGCCAGAAACAGAUGGAUUCAGUCAAUAAGAUGGUGAAUGAGAUGAUUGACUGCAGUCACUCUGAUGCUGCCACCAUUGCAGAGUGGAAAGAUGGGCUGAAUGAGUCCUGGGCGGAUCUUCUGGAGCUCAUGGAGACUAGAGCGCAGAUGCUUGCAGCCUCGUACCAGCUACACAAGUUCUUCACCGACUGUCAGGAGGUGCUGGUCCAGAUUGAAGGAAAGAUGAGACAGCUGCCAGAGGUGAGGUCAUGUCAGGUGAGCUCGGCCAACCCUGGCACACUGCAGAGACUCCUGCACUCUUUUGAGCACUCCCUGCAGCUGCUGGUCUCACAGGUACGCCAACUGCAAGAAAACGCAGUUCAGCUGCGUGCGAUUUAUGCCGGAGAGAAGGCAGAUGCCAUUUUGUCCCGUGAGCAGGAAGUGAUGCAGGCCUGGAAAGAGCUCCUUGUUGCAUGUGAGGGCAGCCGUGUGCAGAUCACCACAGUAACCGAUAAGAUCCAGUUCUUCGCUGUGGUCCGGGAACUGAACAUGUGGAUGGAUGGAAUAAUGGGACAGAUUGGCUCGACUAAUGAUGCCAGGCGUGGGUCUUGGUGUUGGGCGGCGGGUCCUUGUGUACGUGUCAGGGACCUCUCUGUGCUGGAUGGCAUGAUGUCCCAACAUCAGAAUCUGAAGAGUAAGAUAGAUAACAAGAGCAAAAACUUUGUGCAUUGCGUGGAGAUGGGAAAGAUGCUGCUCGCUGCACGCAACCCUGCAGCUGAAGAGGUAAAGGAGAAGCUGGAGUAUAUCAUGGCAAAGCAGAAAGAUCUGAAUGAGCGAUGGGAACAGCACUGGGAGAAGCUUCAGCAAGCCCAGCAGAGGCUGCAGUCCAACCAGCCGGGAUCGGCAGAGCAGUCCUGGCUCACAAUCAAGGAACCAAUCACUCCAAAUACCCGUGAGGCAGGUGGCGGGACAGACGAGGUGGAGGAGCUGAUUCGCCGGCAUGAAGCAUUCCGGAAGGCCGCGUCCACGUGGAAGGAUCAUUUCAGCUCGUUACGCCAGGCAGAGAAAAUGAAGGAGGAACUGAACAAGCAGCCGUCUACCUCCUCUCUCCUCAGCAGGCAGAUGUUCCCUCUCUCCUGUCUUGUGCCCAGCUCCUCUUCCUCGUCUUCAUCCUCCUCUCUCUUCCGUAACCCUCUUCAGGACUCAUUUCUGGAGUCCAAGCCCGGGCCGGACUUCAUGCACACCACAGAACACACCAUGGUGAACACACUCGCUCAGCGGCUCGGCUCCACCCUGAACCCUUACACGCCCGUCAUGAACGGCUCCUCGUACCACGGGCUGAACCAGCCAUCAGGGGCCAUGGCGGAGGGUCUUUCCUACCAUGGGCUAAAACAACAAAUUGUUUCAGGGUUGGAUAAUUCUAGCUAUCAGGGGUUAAACCAACAAGUUGGUGUCUUGGGGGUGAACAGCUCCAGCUACACUGGACUUAACCAACAGGGUGUUUUAGCAGAAGACAGCUCCAGCUACCACAGCCUAAACCAUUUAGGUGCUGUGGGGGUGGGAGUGGAGCCCAAAAUGGGAUAUGCUUGGCAGCACCUGAAAGCUGAUUGCUUUCAGCCCAAAAUCAACCACAUUCACAAAGCUGUUCCACCUUUACUGGAGGCGCACCGAGCCCAGCUCGCCGGUGGAGCAGCAAACAUGCCAGCUCCUCCUAUGGGCCUGGACCCCUCCCUGGAGAUGAUCCACAGCCGGUUACAGAGAGACCCUCGCGGGAGCCGAUCUGACCCGCAAAUGGAUCACUUGAGGCGGGAGAGAGAGUACCGGCUUGGCCGACAGACCUCCAGCGAGCAGGAGAUCCAGGCACGACUUAACGAGCUCCCGCUGAUUGUAAGGCAGGAACGCUACCGUCGAAGAAUGGAGAGACAGUCGUCUAGUGAGCAGGAGGGCAGCGGUAAGCAGAGAGUACAGAAACAUGACUCCAGCGAUGCAGAAUCUGGAAAAGAGCCAUCUGACAAGAGACCAUCUGGGGAGAAGCGUUCCACUAUGGCUGAGAUUGUUGAGCAAGUGCAGGAGAAAGAAGCUUGUCAAGCGAGAGGAGAGGUGUACAGACCCUCCAGCAGCCUCUCUGCACCAGUGAGCCGUCUGGAUCGCCCUCGAGCUCGAGACCGCCCCAAACCACGACGAAGACCUCGUCCAAAAGAGCCUGAGGAGCCACGUAGGUCCCGUUCUGCACCUGCUCAGAGCGUCCCAUCCACACCUCAGCCUCCUGCCCACACCGUUCAACAUGAGGGCUUCCUGUACAGGAAACACGAAGAGGAGGGGAAAGAGAGAAGCCCAAAUAGCAAGUCGUGGGUAAAUCUGUUCUGCGUGCUCAAACAAGGGGAGAUCGGUUUCUACAAGGAUUCCCGACACAAAACAACACCCUACAACGAUGAGCCACUUCUCAACUUGGCCAUCUGCGAAUUUGACACUACCAACGGAUAUAAAAAGAAGAAGAAUGUCUUCAUUCUCAGGACCACUGCUGAAGGGGACUACAUCUUCCUGGCUAAGGAUGAGGAGGAUCUCAAAGGUUGGGUCAACAGCAUCAACGCUAGCCUGAAGGAGAUCGAAGAAAUUGCCAAGUGGGAGAAAGCCACAAACUCCUUCACCGACCCCGACAAAUCAGAGCGGAAGGAGCGUUCUGAAGGGGCGGAGCCAUCUGAGGGGGCGGAGAGAUCAGAGAGGUCAGAGAAGUCUGAGCGUUCAGACCGAUCGGAUAAAAUAGAGGCAUCGGACAAAAGCUCAGAAAAGAGGGACACAUCCGAGAAGGAGAGAGGAGAUAGAGCUGAAAGAGGAGAGAGGGGAGAACGAGGAGACCGGGGUUCCAGGGGUUCCAGCACUUCGGGAAAAAGCAAAUGACUCAUCUCUCCACACCUUUAUUUACUCCUCCAUCCCUCCAUCUUUCCAGUGAGAAGACAGGACUUGCAUUUCUCUGUCUCUGUCGCUCUGUUUGUCCUGACAGCCUGAUUUCAGGACCGACGUAUUUAAUGUGUCGAUGUGCGUCUGUGUGCGUGUGCCAAUGUGUUGAAGAGAUUGUCUGUGAAAGAAUACGAAAUGAACAGUAUAAGGCCGUAUCCCAGCAUCAGAGGGCCAGUUCAGCCGCCCUGCUCGACUCUCACAGAAAAGGCACUUUAGAUUAUUGAGGAUGACCCUUAAUAUUUUAGAAGCGUUUUCUCGAAGCAAUAUACUGUACGUAGUAGCCGAUGCCGCUCGUUUUAGCUGCUCUGCUCUUCCAAGCGAGUGCGAGAGAGAGAGAGAGAGAGAGAGAGAAAGUGACAGAGAAGUCUUUCAGAGAGAAAUCUGGUGCGGUAGUAGGGUAGAAGUAGUUCCUCCUGAUCGACAUCCUUGCACAGCCCCACACAUGCAUACGCACACGCACUGUGCAUCAUGGGAAAAUGUUUGCUAUGGAACACCAUUCUCUCACCCGAGGCCGUACACGUCUUCCACCUGCUGCUUGUAGUAAUGGUUUUUAAUCAUGCGAGACGCUUCACAGUACUCUGGUCAGUCCAAAUUACACUCGAUGAAGAGUCUCGAUCACAAAAUGUGAAUAUAAUGUGGCAGUGUGUGUGUGAAUAGAGCUCCAUCCAGAAGGAAAUCAAAUGUACUAUGUAUAAUCUCAUUGAUUGUAUUUAUUAGGUUAUCACGAUACAAAUUUAAAGUGUGAGGUUAUUCUUCCCUGAGCUAAGAGGAAGUACGAUCAAACACCCCCGUACGUGUACAAAAAUGCUGCUUUUUAUCAUCUCUGCCCCCUUACAUCAUUCUUUGAUUGUAAAAUGAUUAGUACACAUAAAAUAGGGUGUCUGUGACUUUGUCAUGCUAUAAAGAAAAAGAUUGUAUAUAUAUAUAUAUUUGUAUAUAUACUAGUAAACGAGAUUUACGUCUAUGAGCCGCAGCGUCUAAUUACAAAAAAAAAUAUCAUUUUUAUCAAUGUAUGAAAAUGUAAUAAGUAAAAAAAAAAAAGUUGUUUAAAGUGCCCCUGGCUGAAUUCAGACAGAAAACAUGCGCGUUAGCCGCCUUUUUCGGGAUCUCUUGUAUACGGGAAUGCAACUUUUACUGUUUACGGUUAUGUUUUGGCCAGGGCAAAAGAUCAGGAUCCUUGUAAAAAGAAAUCACCAUUAAAACCCUCAUCAGAGACUGUUUUGUGUUUAGUUUAAAGAAAACUGUCUCUUGACAGCUGUUGCAAUUCCUAUGACAAAGACAAUGAUUUCCCCCUUAAAAUAUAUAGGUGCAAAUUAUAUUUACACAGAUGUGAUACAAAUAAAAAUAUCAGAGUAAACCAGAAUCGUUCAUUUAAAAGAAAAACUGUUUUUCCACUUAUUUGUAACGAUGGUCCUAAUGCUUUAAUUUACAUUGUAAAUCACAUUGGUGAGGUCAAGCUCUGUUUUCACCGCACAAACGUCUUUUCUGAGUUCAAACUCCGACUGGCCUCAUUGUCUAUGCAACAGCAAAUAUCAGCGCCAUACAACAACCAAUUUCUGAAACUGAGAUUAAACCGUGUGGAAACUAGUCCUUACCUAAAUCUGUGAAUAAUCACAUUUGUAAUAAUCCAACACAAAUCUACAAAUCUCUGCUUGGAAGAUCAAUAACAUUAGGACUCGUCUAAUGUGUCAGUUUUUUCUCUCUGUGGGUGCCUUAUGAAUGCAUGUUAUAAGGAGAUGUGGACACCACCUCCAUUAUUGUAUUCGGUAUGUUCUGAAUAAAACACUCAUGACAAAAAACAUUGCUUAAAGACACACUUGACCCCUGAUCAGCUCCAGUAAAACAUGCAAUAUUGAUCUGCAUUUUAAAUACAGCUGAGCUGAUCGUGUGCGCUUGCUUUCAGAAAUAAGUGAGUUCCUGCUGUCACAGAACACAUACCCUAUGACGACAGAAAACAGUCGCACACCCUUCAGUCAGGCUUAGGGUCAAAUCUGCUACUGAGUGGAUAUGUAUUUGGUCAUUGUCAUAGAAACUGCAUAACUAGAGACUAAGCUUGUUUUGCACUGCGUAUCGGUGUCUGAUAAAUGUAACUGAGGGGGAAUGAAUGUCUGUUAGCAAAUUGUUGCUAUGUAUGUCGCUGUCUUGCUGAAGCAACUUCACUCCUAUCAACCAGGUUACCAACUCUCCCCCUCCCAAAGCAUUAAAUAACAAUUUGGACUUAUUUUACUUAACUUUUUGACUCUUCUACAUAUCCAACAUUUGUUUCAGAGUGACCUUGACUAUGGUCUGCCUGCAAAAAGCACAAUUUCUCCCUGAACAACAAUCUGGAGUAUUAGA
This is a messenger RNA of Sinocyclocheilus grahami, 7554 nucleotides long. RefSeq names its product spectrin beta chain, non-erythrocytic 4-like. The transcript has 23 exons. The record is from RefSeq and is a predicted model, not a curated record. Gene Ontology annotation, molecular function: protein binding; phospholipid binding. Bases 1240 to 5157 code for a protein of 1305 amino acids. Lineage: Eukaryota; Metazoa; Chordata; Actinopteri; Cypriniformes; Cyprinidae.